Rhizopus microsporus ATCC 52813 is the source of this 2309-nucleotide messenger RNA. RefSeq lists its product as uncharacterized. Bases 30 to 2309 code for a protein of 759 amino acids. Gene Ontology annotation, biological process: regulation of small GTPase mediated signal transduction; signal transduction. Gene Ontology annotation, cellular component: cytoplasm. The transcript has 7 exons. The record is from RefSeq and is a predicted model, not a curated record. Gene Ontology annotation, molecular function: GTPase activator activity. NCBI's taxonomy places the organism in Eukaryota, Fungi, Mucoromycota, Mucoromycetes, Mucorales, Rhizopodaceae.
UUUUUUUUUUUUUUUUUUUUUGUUCAUAAAUGAGUUAUUCAUGCUUUCAUUGUAAAGAAGAAUGUGUUCGAGGUGAUCCACGUCUGAUUCGAGCCGUUGGUAGAUUGUACCAUAAAGAAUGCUUUCAAUGUGAUUGUUGUGGAGUAUCUGUUUUAGAUAAAUUCUAUUUACUAGAUGAUCAACUGAUAUUAUGUGAAUUACAUUACAAGACUCAACAAAAGGUCAUGACAACAAAAUGUCCUGGAUGUACAAUGACUUCUUAUCAUCACCAUAGAGAAAAGAAAUAUUUUGAAUACAAUGGGAAACCUUAUUGUCAAUAUCAUUAUUCACUUAUUAAAGGGGUUGAUUGUAUUGGAUGUGGACAAGCUAUAUUUGAAUCAUCACAAGAAAGAUGGCAUACUGAAUGUUAUUUGAUCUAUAAACAUUGGCAGAUUACACUUGGACGUGAAGAUAUGAAAGAUUAUUAUAAUGAUAAACAUCAAUUCUUGUCUGUUCAAAAUGAAUAUGAACAAAAGAGAUUUAAAAUAUGGGAUACACUAAGUCAAUUUGAAAAUGAAUCAUCCCUCAUCAUCAAAGAUAUCUUGUCAGCAAAGAAUGUGGCUACCUGUCAACAGCUUGUACAACAAAUCACAAUUCUCUUUCAAGUCUUUGAUUUACUCUAUCUCAAGUCAGAAAAAUAUGAUUUAGCAUUUCAUUUUCAAAAGUCAAUACAGUUAUUACUAGAUCAAGUCAUCUCCUUUUUUCAUGUCGUCUGUCAUACCAAAAAUAAUAAUACCCAAAGCAACAAUGAGCAAGAAUUUAUCUCAAGAAUGGGAAAAUUGAUACUUUAUUACCUUAGAGAUCUUGUUAGGACUAGUCUUGAAAGAGGAUUAUUACUGGAACAAAAAGAAAAGCAGGUGAUCGAACAGGUGUUGGAUUCUUUUUACUUAAAACAGCCAUUCAUUACAUAUUCGCUUGAUUAUUUAAACCAGUCCAUCCGAUCACUAAACGAAGGCCUAAUGUCUGAUAAUUACAAACCUUUUCUUUCAAAGAUGAUGACCAGUUCAAGUGUACCCAAUGUUCAACUACAACAACAACAACAACAACAAACAAGCAUCAGCAGGAUGGAAUCGAUCAAGAGAGCCUUAACGACAAGCAAAAAACCAACAAGACCUACCAUUCAGAAAGCAUACAGUGUACAUAAUCCUUUACACAUUUCAUUAACGGAUCUUAGUUCAACUCCAAUGAUGACUUCACCUCCACCUUCUCCCAUGUCAGCUGUACAUUAUCAUCAACACAUCUGGACAAUACCUCAUCAACUGCCUGAAUUAAAUCAGAUACAGGAUUCGAUCCUAAGGCACACGGCUGUAUUGUUUAUGGAAUCUUUUAUAGAGCACGACAUAUUACAAGACUGCUAUCUCGUAACCAAAAAAUCACCUUCAUCCCUUUGGAAUAAACUCAAGCAGCAUAUAUCAAAUGGUGAUAUUGAUCAUCCUAUAACCAAACAUAUCAUCGGUACCUCACUCUCAAAUCUAAAUUAUGAUCAUCCUUGUUCACAUCAAGUCCAGGUAUCUUUGAUGACCUCAUGCUUUUCAAAUAGAGCACAGAUACCCAACUUCUUGAAGGAUUGUAUAUUAUCCAUCACCCAAAAGGAUAUUCGUACAGAAGGAAUAUUCAGGAAGAACGGAAACAUACGUACGUUAAAAGAAAUGUGUGAUACAAUCGAUACCCAACCGGAUAAACAAGAUUGGCUAGACUUUUUCAACCAACACCAUAUCAUUCAAUUAGCAGCAUUCAUAAAAAAGUUUUUAAGGGAACUUCCCGAGCCAUUAUUAACCUUCAAGUUGUACAAACUGUUUAUCCUUGCAAAUUCAAAUAUCCAACAUCGGGAUAACAUCCUGACCUAUACUCUUUGUCUACUUCCAAAGCCAAACCGGGAUACAUUCAUGCUCCUACUUGCCUUGCUCAAUUGGGUUGCAAGCCAUGCAGAUGACAAUAAGAUGGAUAUUGCUAAUUUGGCACGAGUCAUCACACCCAACAUUCUCUAUUCGACAAAUGAUCAACUUGCGCCCAACGAUACCUUGGCUGAGAUUAAUAUCAUUUCUUACAUGAUUGAACAUUAUAAACGAUUUGUAAAGGUGCCAAUGGAUAUAUUGUCUCUCUUGGAGAAUCCCAGGUUGACAGAAUACGUCUUUUCAAAUAAUAUCGACCUAACCUCAACUAAGCAAUUUAACAAGCAUUUUAAUCAACUUUUAAAGAUCAAAAAGGAAAUUAUCUUUAAUGAUUUGACCCGGUUACCCCCUUCCCCUUCUAUAUCUUGUUCAAAAUAA